AUGGCAUCGAUUACUUUCACGGGGGGCGUUAACCAUGGACUUCAGGUUGAAAACAACUAUAGUCCCGUUGAAGCACGUUUCUAUGCUCAAAAUCAAACUACUGAAGAUAUCGAUCGGCUUUGCCUCCACAAGCUACUCCCUCAAUCAUUCCAAUGGAUUCUUCAAGACCCAGAGUACCGGGGUUGGCGAGAUGGAGAAGAUGCCUGUCUGCUAUGGAUCAAGGGUGGUGCUGGCAAAGGGAAAAACAUGAUGUCGAUCGGUCUUAUCGAGGAGCUUUCACGACCACGCGACGAAUCUACUAUAGUGGCUUACUCAUUUUGCCAAAGUGCCGACAAUGCGCUCAACACUCUGGAACCAAUCAUCAAGGGGUUAAUCUUACAGUUGAUCAAUCGGCAACCUGGCCUAAAGGAAUCUCUUCGUAGCCGCUGGGACACUAUCCACAACCGGUUCACUGAGGAUAUGAAUUCGUGGAUGAAUCUAUGGAAUGUUCUCAUGGAGAUGUUAGACCACUGCCAAUGCUCAAAAAUAUUCAUUAUAGUGGACGCACUUGAUGAAUGUCAAGACAACGGUAUGGCUGACUUCUUUAGACGCCUUAUACGUAAUGGACUAGAUCAGCCAGCCAAGAUUAAAUGGCUUUUGACGAGUCGACCAUUAGACAGUGCAGAGCGGGUAUUGCUUAUUGGUCAUGAUCAGGUCCAAGUUAGUCUCGAUCUAAACUCAGAAUAUGUCUCUCAAGCGGUAGAGACCUAUGUUUCUCAUAAAGUGGAUGAGCUCAGUCAUCUUCAUAGGUAUAAAAAGCCUCUGCGAACAGAAGUUGAAGCCGAGCUUACUUCAAAGGCCGAGGGGACCUUCCUAUGGGUGAGCCUGGUUUGUAAGACACUCGAAAGUGUCAGUCGAGAUGAGGUCUUGACCAUAAUUCGAAACUUGCCGCCGGGCUUACACUCUUUCUAUGAUCGGAUAUUAACCCAGAUAAGCGAAGGCGAGCCAGAUGAUGUUUAUAAGUAUAUGCGACUACUAAAGGCCAUGAUGCUGGCAUACCGACCAUUAAAAAUUGCAGGAGUUCCAAGCGUGACUGGCCUCACCAACGAAGAAGGUGCUAUUCAGAUGUUAGUUGCUCGCUGUGCUUCAUUUAUCAGAAUACAGGAACAAAACAUUGAGUUUAUUCACCAGUCUGCACGGGACUACUUAGCUGGGGAGAAUGGACAGACUAAACUUGAUUCACAUGAACACUUUGGACAUAAUGAUAUUGUUCAAGGCUGUCUAUCUUAUUUAUCUGAUUUACUUAAGGUGAAUCUUCUCGAUUUACCGCGACCUGACUCAACCAAGGAAUCAUUUGAUUUACAAGACGAUAAAGAGAAGAAGUCUCAACUUUCAUGUCUAGACUACGCGGCUACUUUCUGGGUGCAGCAUCUUCAGCACGUCGAACCAAGGAUGAUGGCGCAGGAUGGUUUGAGUGAGAAGGGUGCAGUCGGGAUGUUCCUCUAUAGAAGGAUGUUAGAAUGGUUGGAAUGCCUUAGCCUACUAGGUGGGCUACCGCAAGCCAUUGAAGGGUUAAAAGCAUUAGUGGAUCUAACAAAGGACGCUCACAUUUCAGUAUCAGCACUUGUGCAGGAUACCAUACGUUUUUUGCUACGACAUUACUAUACUAUACAUAAUUGGCUACUACAGAUUUAUAGUUCUGCUCUCAUUUUUAGCCCAGAAUCAAGUAUUUUGAAGAGGAAAAACUUGGAAAAAAUUCCAAUGCAUCUAAGAAAAGCGCCUAUGAUGGAGAAUAAUUGGGCGUCUCUGAUUAAGACCUUAGCAGGCCACACAGCUCCAGUUAUUGCUGUUGCCUUUUCACCCGAUGGUACACAGAUCGUAUCUGGUUCUAAUGAUAAAACAAUCAAGCUUUGGGAUACCGCAACGGGUGAUCUUCAGAAGACAGUAGAAGGACGCUCAGACUUGGUCAACGCUGUUGUCUUUUCACCCGAUGGUACACAGAUCGUAUCUGGUUCUAAUGAUAAAACAAUCAAGCUUUGGGAUACUGCAACGGGUGACCUUCAGAAGACACUGGAAGGACACUCAGAAUGGGUCAACGCUGUGGUAUUUUCUCCUGAUGGCACGCAGAUUGCAUCUGGCUCUGAAGACAAAACUAUCAAGCUUUGGGAUACCGCAACGAGUGACCUUCAGGAGACACUGGAAGGACACUCAGACUGGGUCAACGCUGUGGCAUUUUCACCUGAUGGCACGCAGAUCGCAUCUAGCUCUAAGGACAACACCAUCAAGCUUUGGAAUAUUUCACUACCUCAUUUGACCUCAAGAUUUCUUGGCUAUUAUCUCACUGGCGGCUUUAAACUGCAACCGCAGAGUGAAAUAAAGACAUCGAAGCCAGUAUAUAGCCUCAAAUACUCGCUAGUUAACCGGUACCUUGCCACAAAUAUUGGACUAUUCAUGAAUGAGGAUAUCACUACAGGCACACAGGAAGUGAGACACUCCUCUUUGCAAAGACUCUAUAUUAAAAAGCAGUGGAUACUCUUUGGAAAAAUGUAUUUCUUUCGGCUACCGCCCGAUUUCCAGCAAUCAUGUUAUGAUGUUCAAGGUGAUUGUGUUGCCAUUGGAUUCGACAAUGGUCGAGUUUUAAGAUUUGACAUUGAUCGACGUAUCCUGCAGUCUGUCUUAGAACAUACUUGA
Penicillium taxi is the source of this 2670-nucleotide messenger RNA. Its product is annotated as G-protein beta WD- 40 repeats containing protein. The transcript is spliced from 5 exons. The record is from RefSeq and is a predicted model, not a curated record. NCBI's taxonomy places the organism in Eukaryota, Fungi, Ascomycota, Eurotiomycetes, Eurotiales, Aspergillaceae. Gene Ontology annotation, molecular function: protein binding. The coding region runs from base 1 to 2670 and encodes 889 amino acids.